AUGGAUCAAUUAAAAACUAUGCAAACAGUACUCGUACUUACUGUGUAUCCUGAUAAAAUAAAUAAAAAUUUACGAAAUAAUGAUAUUGAUAAUAAAUUAUGGGCUGAUUUGACUAUUAAAUUGUUGCUUGCUUAUUUAUUUGAGAAUUUUUCUAAUUAUCAUAAAAAUAAAGAAAAAUUCUAUGCAAGUGCUGCUUUGCAUAUCGGUGGCAAGUCAAGUGCACAGGUCCAUGGAAAACUGCAAAAAUUGGUUAAAAAAUAUUCUGAAGAAAGUAAAGAAAAAACAGGCAAAGAAGCUUCAAAAUGGCCCUAUUACUUUUUAAUGAAUGAGAUUUUUGGUAAUCGUGAGAAUGUUCAUCCUGAAUGUUUAAUUGAUAAAGAAGAUGGUUCAAUGAAAGAAAAAAAAAAUUUGAGUGAAGAUGAUUUAUCAUAUAUCAAGUCUGUAGAAACUAUUAGUGAAAGUAAGAAAAUAUCAGCUGAAAGCAGAAAGAAGUGGAUUGAUGAACAUUCUACAAUUGAACGUGAAAAAUUUAAUUUUGAAAAAAAAUUUAGAAAAUUAGAAUAUGAACUGAAAAAAAAAGAAGUUGAAGCUCGAAUUAAGGUUGAAAAUGAAAAAUUAGAUUUAGAAAAACAAAUGAAAAUUAAUUUUGAACUAAAAUUAAAGAAAUUAGAAAUGAAACUAAAAGAAUUAGAAAUGAAACAUAAGUAUAGUGAGUCUAAUAAUAAAAUUUUCUAA
Molecule: messenger RNA, 735 nt
Organism: Cetraspora pellucida
Lineage: Eukaryota; Fungi; Glomeromycota; Glomeromycetes; Diversisporales; Gigasporaceae
Source: the annotation of a GenBank genome assembly